This is a messenger RNA of Culex quinquefasciatus (southern house mosquito), 2006 nucleotides long. Its product is annotated as WD repeat-containing protein 46. Gene Ontology annotation, cellular component: nucleolus; 90S preribosome; small-subunit processome. The transcript is spliced from 2 exons. Gene Ontology annotation, biological process: maturation of SSU-rRNA from tricistronic rRNA transcript (SSU-rRNA, 5.8S rRNA, LSU-rRNA). The record is from RefSeq and is a predicted model, not a curated record. Gene Ontology annotation, molecular function: protein binding. The coding region runs from base 116 to 1909 and encodes 597 amino acids. Lineage: Eukaryota; Metazoa; Arthropoda; Insecta; Diptera; Culicidae.
CAUUCAAAACAAACCAGCAUGGUGAUCACAACGUGAAGUUCUGCUGAAUUUUUAAAGUUUAAUUUCGUUGUUAAAGCGCAUUAAAUUGAAGUCAUUGUUGGAAUAAGACACUAAAAUGGGCAAAACCCCGAAACGUUACUUCGACUCGGCUGGCGGCGAUGAAGGCACCGCGGACGCUAAGGGCAUCUCCACCGAGGGUGUCAAACAGGAGAAGAAGGGCAAAAAGGAGCCAAAGUUCAAAGCUGACCCGGAAGGGGGCAUGGACGUGAUUCAGGUGGAUGAUAAACGAGCGCGUCAUUUCCGGGCUCCGAAGCGGGGCGGGGGCAAGAAGGUCAAGCUGAGGGAGGUUCCCGUCGAUCCGGAGGCGUUGCGAAGGCACUCGCGUGGGGAUGGCGUUCGUUUGGACGGGGUGAAGAGCAGGUUUCAGAAGAUUAAGCAGAAGCGGAAGGACAUUAACAUUGAGUUCGCGGAGGAACAGGCUGCGCGGGCAGAGGUUUUGCUGAACGAGGAGGAGGGUUUCUUGGAGGUCAGUGAUGACGAGUUGACGACGGAGGUGAGCCAGGCGGAGAUUGUGGAGAACGUGGACAUUACGACGGCGGCGAAGCAUUUCAAUUUGCAGCUGGAGUUUGGUCCGUACAGGAUGAGGUACACGAAGAACGGAACGUAUUUGCUGCUGGGUGGGAAGAGGGGUCACGUGGCCGCGUUCAACUGGGUCAAGAAGUCGCUACUGUGCGAGAUGAACGUAAUGGAGUCGGUGCACGACGUGACCUGGUUGAUGAACCAGACCAUGUUUGCGGUGGCUCAGAAGAAUUGGGUCCACGUGUACGACAGCAAGGGAACGGAACUGCACUGCGUCAAAGGGAUGAACCGGGUCACAAGGAUGGAAUACCUUCCGUACCACUUUUUGCUGAACUCUGCCAACGAAGAGGGGUUCAUCACGUGGAUGGACGUGUCAGUUGGGCAAACGGUCGCCUCGUACAACUCUCGCAUGGGGAAGAUCAGCAUGAUGUGCCAAAAUCCGUGGAAUGCCGUGACCUGCGUCGGAAACUCCAAGGGCGUCGUAUCAAUGUGGUCCCCAUCGGUCCGCGAUCCGCUGGCCAAAAUGCUCUGCCACUCGAUGCCCCUCACAGCGGUCGCAGUUGACCCAACCGGAACGCAAAUGGCCACCGCCGGUCUAGAUCGAACGGUCAAGCUUUGGGACAUUCGGCAGCUGGACGGACCAACCGUAGAGUACCGUCUUCAAACCGCAGCCUCCGGAAUCGACCUGUCCCAAAAAGGACUCAUGGCCAUCUCAAUGGGCAACAUCUGUGAAAUCUUCAAAAAGCCCUCCUUCGUCCAAAAAAAUAACCGACCCUACCUUCGUCAACGCACUCCCGCCACCAUCUCCAACUUCCGCUUCUGCCCCUUCGAGGACAUCCUCGGCAUCGCCACCGCAACCGGAUUCACCUCCAUCAUCGUGCCCGGCUCCGGCGAACCCAACUUCGACACCCUCGAGGCGAACCCCUUCCAAUCGCUCUCCCAACGUCGCGAAGAGGAAGUCCACAAGCUGCUCGAGAAAAUCCCCUCCGAAUUCAUCUCGCUCAACCCAGCCCAAAUCGGCGAAGUGGACGUUCCCUCCCUGAAGGACCGUCUAGAAGCGAAAACAAACCUGCUCACCAUGAAGGCACCGAAAAUCAACUUUGAACCGCGCAUGAAGCACCGGAUGUCGAAGGCAAAGCGCAUCAAGAGCAAGAAAAUCGUCAAGGAAACACUCCGGAACGCGGCCAUUGCGGACAUUCGAAGUGCGAAGGAAGCGCUGAAGGAGGAGAGAAAGACGGGGGCGCAGGAGACGGGAGAUUUUAUUCCGCUGGAAUCGGGCAGCGUGCUGGAUCGGUUUCGGGACAAGAAGAAGCUGAAGAAGAAGAAGUGAGCAGGUUGGAUCUUCUUGUUGUGCUACUUUAUGUUGGAUGAAAAGUACGAAAUAUAUUAAACAUGUGUACAAUAAAUUUAACAUUUCAAUCAUGAAA